Molecule: messenger RNA, 429 nt
Organism: Penicillium lagena
Lineage: Eukaryota; Fungi; Ascomycota; Eurotiomycetes; Eurotiales; Aspergillaceae
Exons: 2
Coding region: 1-429 (142 amino acids)
Source: RefSeq, a predicted model, not a curated record
AUGUCUGAAUCUGAGCACCUGCGCCAGGCACACCGUGCCGAGAAAGACCUCAACUCCUACCAGGCCAAGCAGGGCCUCGGUCGCAAGAGUGACUCUAGUAUGCUUGUUUCGUUUCCGCCCGAUGCGAACUAUUCACUGACCGAUCUGAUAGCUCUUGAAUCCGGUGUAGAUGAGAUGGUCAACCAGCGAUUUCCCCAGGCCACGACAGUGAAGUACGGUCCGGGCUCAACGGCGUCUGGCAGCGACCACCGCAAGGUGCCCGAGGACGAAGGCGGCACCCGGGAUGACCGUGGCAGACUUCCCCAAGCAAGCCAGUUCCAGGGUGCCGGCGGCCCAGAGGACAACGUGAAGAUCGAAUCGGAACGGCGCCCGGGCGAUCAGGAUACUCUAAACCUGCAGGAUAUGAAGCGUCGAGGUCUGGCAAAGUAA